GUCGAUUAAAAAGACGGGUGUUCUUGGCUUUUUCAUUCUUCCUCUACAAUCUACAGUCACAGGAAAAUCAAAGAGACUUCCGGACUCGUAAAGCCGAAAACUCCGAAGAACUUAGAACUUAUUAAAGCUCCAAGCUUCCAAUUUCAUAACUACAAAGAAAUUAAAUUGGGAAAUAAAAGAAAAUGGAGCAAGAAAAAGCAUUAGAACUGGUAAAGCAAGGCUCAACUCUUCUCUUUCUCGAUGUUCCUCAGUACACUCUCAUUGGCAUUGAUACCCAGGUUUUCUCCGCUGGCCCUGAAUUCAAGGGUAUUAAGAUGAUUCCUCCUGGAGUUCAUUUUGUAUUUUUCAGUUCAUCUACCAAAGAUGGAAAGGAGUUUUCAUCCAUCGUUGGCUUUUUUAUUGAGACAUCCACAUCUGAGGUUGUUGUUCGUAAAUGGAACCUGGAAGAAGAAAGACUGGUGAAAGUUCCAGAUGAAGAGGAAGAGAGAUAUGCUCAGGCUGUGAAACAGUUUGAAUUCGAUAGGCAUCUUGGCCCUUACUCACUGAGUGAUUAUGGAGAUUGGAAACGUUUGUCAAAUUACAUCACUAAGGAUGUCAUAGAGCGUAUUGAACCAAUAGGAGGGGAAAUCACAGUGGCAUGUGAAUCAAGCCUAGUUGGCAACAUUCCCAAAACUACCAUGGAGAUAGCUUUAGCUGAACAAUUAAAGAAUAGUAAAUUCAAUAGAGAAGCUGAAACUUCAGAUAAGAAAGGAUGCUACUAUACACCUGUUCCUCGCGUAAUCAAGCAGAAAGGAAUUUCUGUAGCAGAACUUACCUCUGUGAAUCUAGACAAGACUUAUAUUCUGGAAAGCAUUCUUAUGAAAGAGUUUGAGGGUGAUGAAGACAGACUUCUUGGUGAGCUGCAAUUUGCAUUAAUUGCGUUUCUGAUGGGGCAAUCACUCGAUGGAUUUUUACAGUGGAAAUCUUUGGUCAGUCUUCUGUUUGGAUGUACCCAAGCUCCAUUUCAUACCAGGAGCCAGCUUUUCAUAAAGUUCAUCAAGUGUGUAUAUUAUCAACUAAAAUAUGGAUUUCAAAGGGGUCAUGCAAAUAAUAGCACAAUAGAGAAGGAAUCGUCAUUAUUGCUUGACGAUUCAUGGUUUACUUCUGAUAGUUUUCUGCAUCACCUUUCCAAGGAAUUUUUUUUGCUGGUUGAUGAGGCCUCAGUUGUUGAUGGCGAUCUUUUAACAUGGACCAGAAAACUAAGAGAAUUGCUCGAGAACACACUGGGUUGGAAAUUCCAGCGGAAAGGUGCAGUGGACGGAUUAUAUUUUGAAGAUGAUGACGAGUAUGCUCCAGUGGUUGAGAUGCUGGAUUAAUUUAACUAGAUGAAUCAGGUUUCAUGGGAUGAUUUACAAAAAUAUAGCUUUUAAGAAACUUAUUUACGGUUUUGCAUUG
This is a messenger RNA of Chenopodium quinoa (quinoa), 1434 nucleotides long. Its product is annotated as protein AAR2 homolog. The coding region runs from base 183 to 1355 and encodes 390 amino acids. The record is from RefSeq and is a predicted model, not a curated record. The transcript has 13 exons. Gene Ontology annotation, biological process: spliceosomal tri-snRNP complex assembly. Lineage: Eukaryota; Viridiplantae; Streptophyta; Magnoliopsida; Caryophyllales; Amaranthaceae.